Molecule: messenger RNA, 899 nt
Organism: Tetrahymena thermophila SB210
Lineage: Eukaryota; Ciliophora; Oligohymenophorea; Hymenostomatida; Tetrahymenidae
Exons: 1
Source: RefSeq, a predicted model, not a curated record
UCUCCUCUGUAUACUUGUCUGCUGACUUAAAUUCCAUAAAUAUUUUUACAUAAAAAUGAAUAAAAAUUAAGAAAAUAAAUAAUAGAUGGAGCAGAAUAUUAAAUAAAAAGUCGAAGUAAACUUUGUAUUUACUAAAUCUAAUUUUAAAAAGGAAAAAAAUAUCCUUUAUUCUCACAAUAGUGAAAUCAAAAAUUUUAUCGAUGAAUUAAAGAAGGCACUAUUGUCAAAAGAAAUAGAGUUAAUCGAUGUUAAAGAAAACGAAAGCUCUCAAAGAGCAUUUAAUUCUGUAUGCAGUGUCACUAAAUAACUCAUACAAUAUCCUGUGAAUGUUUAUAAAAAUAUAAAAGAUCUUGAAGAUACAAUUCUUAAAAUUGUUAUUGAUAAAAAACUCUGUGUAAAGCCCAAUGAUAAUAGUAAGUACGCAGUAUAAGUAAUAACUCCAAUUAAUGAUCAAUAAUCUUAAAUCAUAACACUUAAUAAAAAUAACUAAAAUAAUAAUAUUGAAGAAACAAAAGUUAAUCAUUAAGAUGGUAAGUAAAAUAUGUGGUAACCAAAUAAUCUUAAUAAACCUUCUCCUCUAUCUAGAGAGCAUUCUUAAUAUUAAAAAACUCCUAUAAUUCAAAAUGUUUGUGAUUAAGAUGCUAAUUAUUAAAAAUAUCUUGAUUAAUCUGAAGAAAUAGCCAAAUUAAAUUAGUAACUGGAAAAAACUAUUUUAGAAAAUUAAUAGCAAAGAAUUUAAUUUGAAAAAGAACUGUUAAUUUUCAAAAGUAAAAUUAAAGAAUUGAAACUUAAAAAUUAAAUGUUGGAAAUUGAAAACAAAUGUCUUAAAAAAGAGCAAGCUUUACUUAAUUAAGAAUAAUAGUUAAAAUUGUGAGAAUUAAAUAAAAAAAAUGCAGUCA